This is a messenger RNA of Heterobilharzia americana, 785 nucleotides long. NCBI's taxonomy places the organism in Eukaryota, Metazoa, Platyhelminthes, Trematoda, Strigeidida, Schistosomatidae. The record is from the annotation of a GenBank genome assembly.
AGGAAAAGUGAGGAUGAGGAAGUUAAUUUUACUCCUCUCCUGGUCUUAUGGGCAUGUUUCACAUGCGAUUGUGGACGUAUUAACUAGACGUUUGAUCUUUUCAAGAUCCUAGAAUACAUACAUACUUUGUUUCACGAAGUUGAUCAUAUUGUUUGGUCUUCUUUUUUACCAAGUAUAUGCCGAUAAAGUCUCCCAAUCUGAUGUAACGUCCAAGAAUAAACCUCGAAGCUCCGAGAACACCGAAUAAUUGCCAUUGUCAACGUAAGCCACAAGUCUCCUGAAAAUCUUAAAAGACAGUGAAAGUAUGUUUAGGAUGGUCUUGUUAUCUUCGAUAUGCAUACCAUGGCUUCAAAAUUGGUCCGUAUUGAUACCACAUCUGACAACAGGAAGAGUAGCUCAGAGCAUUUACGCCAUUUGGUUAGAAAGCAGCAUCAAUCCGAACUGGUCACAGAUAAAAAAUUUGGCAGUUACAAGAGGUUCGAUUAUUUUCCACCAAACUACGCUAGUUUUGUCACUAGUAAAGUGUCUGAAUGCUCAUAUGAAUUGACUAUACUGUACAAAGGUGCAUUCUAUCCUAUGAUUGGAACACGGUCUUUAGAGACAGACCGUUUGAGGUGUGACAGUACCUGUCGUGUCGUCCACUUAUGAUGGAGCUAUAACAUGAAUAAUUCGUAGAAUGAUUGCAGUUACACGAAGGAUGGAAGUCAGUUGAAAAGUUUGUGAAAUACCAGAAAUUGAAGUAGCUAGGCUAUGGGUAAAUCAUACCGAGAAACUACCUACUUCGA